Molecule: messenger RNA, 1284 nt
Organism: Lathyrus oleraceus (garden pea)
Lineage: Eukaryota; Viridiplantae; Streptophyta; Magnoliopsida; Fabales; Fabaceae
Product: pyrophosphate-energized vacuolar membrane proton pump
Exons: 3
Biological process (GO): proton transmembrane transport
Cellular component (GO): membrane
Molecular function (GO): diphosphate hydrolysis-driven proton transmembrane transporter activity; inorganic diphosphate phosphatase activity
Source: RefSeq, a predicted model, not a curated record
AUCCGAUCUAUUUGGUUCAUAUGCAGAGGCAUCUUGUGCUGCCCUUGUUGUUGCAGGACUGGUGCUGCUACCAAUGUUAUCUUUGGUCUUGCCUUGGGAUACAAGUCUGUUAUCAUUCCAAUUUUUGCCAUUGCAAUUAGUAUUUUUGUAAGUUUCAGUUUUGCUGCUAUGUAUGGUGUUGUUGUUGCUGCACUUGGAAUGUUGAGUACUAUAGCAACCGGAUUAGCCAUCGAUGCAUAUGGUCCAAUCAGUGACAAUGCCGGAGGUAUUGCUGAGAUGGCUGGAAUGAGUCACAGAAUUCGUGAGAGAACCGAUGCUCUUGAUGCUGCAGGAAACACAACUGCUGCCAUUGGAAAGGGGUUUGCUAUUGGUUCUGCCGCCCUUGUGUCUUUGGCCCUUUUUGGUGCCUUUGUGAGCCGUGCUGGUGUUACAACCGUCGAUGUCCUGACUCCCAAGGUUUUCAUCGGUCUGAUUGUGGGCGCCAUGCUCCCUUACUGGUUUUCUGCCAUGACCAUGAAGAGUGUCGGAAGUGCAGCAUUGAAGAUGGUUGAGGAAGUUCGCAGGCAAUUCAACACGAUUCCUGGAUUGAUGGAGGGAACUGCGAAACCUGACUAUGCCACAUGUGUGACAAUCUCCACCGACGCUUCCAUCAAAGAAAUGAUCCCACCUGGUGCCCUUGUUAUGCUAACACCCCUUAUUGUUGGGAUCUUUUUUGGUGUUGAAACACUUUCUGGUGUCCUUGCCGGAUCAUUGGUUUCUGGUGUACAGAUUGCCAGUUUGAAAAGGAAAGUUCUGUUGAAAAUGAAAUUCCUGCUGUGCUGUUUGAUAUCAGUUUGAAAUUCCUGCUAUCAGUUUGAAAAGGAAAGUUCUGUUGAAAAUGAAAUUCCUGCUGUGCUGAAAGAGCAGCUAGAAUUAGAGCUGAACAAAUUUCCGAGGCUGCAACGACCCAAUUACAAGAGGCUAACGAAGCAAUGCGAGCUGCUACCGAGGCUGCAAAAGCUGCUACCGAGACUGCACAAAGGAUGGAGAGGGAGAUGAAUGCUUGGAAGGAAUUUAUGAUGAAGAAAUUUGACACUUCAACUUUUGUAUCACAUUCUCAUCAUUAUGAUGACGAUUUGGAUGAUCAAUCAUUAGAUGAAGAUUGAUCUUGUACUUUUAGUAGAACGAAUUAAUCUCGGAUGUGAUUACUUUUUGUGUAUGUUUUUUGAAAGUUAAUGUGGGUAGAACUUUUGUAGUUACUUUCACGAAUGUUUAAAAUUGUUUCCAAAUGUUUUACCAUAAAUA